This is a messenger RNA of Fragaria vesca subsp. vesca, 594 nucleotides long. RefSeq lists its product as uncharacterized. The record is from RefSeq and is a predicted model, not a curated record. Gene Ontology annotation, biological process: response to ethylene; response to auxin; response to gibberellin. The coding region runs from base 1 to 594 and encodes 197 amino acids. The transcript is spliced from 2 exons. Gene Ontology annotation, molecular function: zinc ion binding; DNA binding. NCBI's taxonomy places the organism in Eukaryota, Viridiplantae, Streptophyta, Magnoliopsida, Rosales, Rosaceae.
AUGGCCAGGAAAUGCUCGAAUUGCGGCAACAUAGGUCACAAUUCAAGGACUUGCCCUUCUCCGACGUCGCAGCUGAAACUGAAAGGGGUAUCAGACAUAGGCCCUAUUCUUGAUGAUGAUGAUGAUCAAUUUUCUUCUUCGUCUCCUUUCUCAGCUUCUGAAUUUACAAGGAAGAUGAUGGACUUGACAUCUUUACCAUCAUCAGUUGGCUAUUCUUGGACAGAAUCUACACGCUUCAUUAACAGCUGCACCUUGGCAUUUGAGAUGGAGAAAAUAUUACUGGAAAAUAAUCAAGGUAUCGGCCAUCAGGAGGACUCUGAUCUCCAACCUCCAUUAGCCCAACAUAGAAACAAAAGUGUGCCAUGGAGUGAGGAGGAGCACCGGAGGUUUCUUGAAGGGGUUGAAACGCUGGGUAAGGGUGACUGGAAAGGCAUCUCUGAAAACUUUGUCACCACAAGAACUCGAAGCCAGGUCGCAAGUCAUGCCCAAAACUAUUUUCACAACCGUCAGAAAACCGCCGCCGCCGCACCAAUGGCACCAUCCACAAAAACCCCAACUUCCACAAGAGAACACGCCGAUGAUGUCCCAUCCUAA